Penicillium verrucosum is the source of this 1659-nucleotide messenger RNA. RefSeq lists its product as uncharacterized. The record is from RefSeq and is a predicted model, not a curated record. Gene Ontology annotation, biological process: conidium formation; sexual sporulation resulting in formation of a cellular spore; regulation of conidium formation. The transcript has a single exon. The coding region runs from base 1 to 1659 and encodes 552 amino acids. NCBI's taxonomy places the organism in Eukaryota, Fungi, Ascomycota, Eurotiomycetes, Eurotiales, Aspergillaceae.
AUGGCGGACCCUGAAAAGAACGAUCUAUGCAUGCCGACACCCCCGGCCAAGGCCAUUGUCGUAGAUCAUGACAAGGCCAUUGUUCCUGAUUCCGAACAGGGCAUUGGGGUAGAUAAUGACAUGGCCAUUGACCCAAAUUCUGAACAAAUCAUUAUCAUAGAUGAUGACCUGGCCAUUGAUCCAGAACCUGAAAAGGUCAUUGAUAACGACUCUCCCAACGAGGACUCAUCCAAUGGCAACGAGUCCCCCGGUGUGAUUGAUCUGGAGGCUCAGCCCACAGAGCCCCGACGAAAGCGGUUUGCGCACUUCAGAUAUGUCCUAUUCACCGUUUAUCGACGGCUCUUCACUGUCGUAUUUUGCGCAAAUCUCGCAGUUUUUCUCUACGUGAUGAUCUCCGAUCGGCAGCUUCUGGCACUCGUGAAUGCGACAGCCGUAAACUUGGUCGCAUGCGGUCUCGCUCGACACCCAAUGAUGGUCAAUGCUAUCUACAGAGUGAUAUGCUCGAUUCCUCGAACUGCGCCCCUGUCUCUGCGCCGAAGGUGCGCUAAGGCAGCCCACUACGGUGGUGUCCACAGUGGCUGUGGCACUGCAUCUUUGGUGUGGUAUAUUGGAUUCGUUGCCUUGUUGUCACAGAUGUAUUGGACAAAUUCUCCCAUCAGCACAGAGACAGAUGCCGAGUUCUCACCAGCGCCGAUCGCCGUCGCGUACAUCAUUCUUGUGCUGCUUUUCGUGAUGGUAGUCGUGGCAUACCCCACAUUCCGCAGGAGAAUGCAUGAUUACUUUGAGCUCACCCACCGAUUCACUUCAUGGCUGAUUCUGGCUCUUUUCGUGGCCCUAGUCAUGAUAUUCGCUCAUGAAUCAAGCCAGGCUGAGCAGGUAACCCUUGGUCACUUCCUCGUCACUCUACCUGCAUUUUGGCUGUUAAUCGCGGCUAUCGUCGCCGUGGCCCACCCAUGGCUACUAUUGCGGAGAGUUCCAGUAAGGGCCGAGCCACUGUCUUCACAUGCUGUACGACUAUCCUUCGAUUUCAAGCCAAUCGAGUUUGCGAAGGGUGUUCAAGUCUCAAAGCAUCCUCUACGCGACUGGCACAGUUUUGCCGGAUUUCCAGACCCCAUUCCAGAUGUUCAGAAGCCAGUUGCCAGACACGCACGUGGCAAGAAGCCAUUUGCGAAGGGCCACGGACACAAGAGGAGCUGGUCUAUCGUGGUAUCAAAAGCAGGGGACUGGACAGCCGAUACCAUCCGUGAACCGCCAACCCACCUCUGGAAGCGCGGGUCGCUGAUGCGCGGCGUCGGAUAUGGUCUACGUGUCUUCGACCGCAUUAUCAUAGUGACCACGGGCUCCGGUAUAGGACCCUGUCUCGGAUUCCUAGGCGACAAAAACCGGCCCUUGAUCAAGGUCAUUUGGCAGACACGUAACCCUUUGCAAACUUACGGCCAGGAUGUUAUUGAUCUCGUCCAUCAGAUGGGCCCAGAUCCGAUUAUCUUCGAUACCAGUCGUGACGGCCGUGUCGACAUGCUUCCUGUCGUGCGUCAGCAACUGAAGGAAUUCGAAGCGGAGGCAGUGUUUGUGAUCAGCAACCCCAAGAUGACUCAAGAUAUUGUAUACGAGUUUGAAUCCCAAGGGAUUCCAGCCUACGGGCCAAUCUUCGAUUCAUGA